AUGCUGGUGACCUAUUUGGAAGCCAGCCGGGACCUUUGCGAGACGGACUCAAUUCUUUUUGGCGCCGCACUGGCAGUAUGCCGUAUUAUUGGCGCCAAACUUCCCGUGGCAGGACGUGCUACUCAAAAAAUUUGCGCCAUGCCAGCCUGGAGAAAAAGCAUUGAGGACCGUAUCGCAAAGGCAAGGGCCCUUAUCGGCAGACUGACAAGCUUCAGGUCGGGUAAUAAUAGACCAAGAGUUGUGCGCACCGUUAGAAUGGCGUUUGCUGGGACAAAUUUUAGUUUGUCCCAGCCGAUUAUCACGCAAAAACUAACGGAGCGCAUAGAUGACCUGAAGCAAAAAAUCGCUGCUUGGGGGAAGCGGAUUCGACGAUUUAGCGAGAGGUCAAGGCGGUUCAAUCAGAAUCGUCUCUUCCAGAGUGAUCAGAAGAGGCUCUAUAAAUCAUUGGAGCGACCAGAGGUAUGUGGAGCGGGCCCAGGACCGGAUCAGGCUGACACUGUCGCAUUUUGCUGGUUUUUUUUUUUUGGCGUGGCCUGUGGUCAGAGCCCGUAA
Parnassius apollo (apollo) is the source of this 552-nucleotide messenger RNA. Lineage: Eukaryota; Metazoa; Arthropoda; Insecta; Lepidoptera; Papilionidae. The record is from the annotation of a GenBank genome assembly.